AUGGAAGCAAGCAUCGCAGAGGCAAUUCAAGCCAAAGAAAUUGCUGAGAGACGAUUUGCGGAGAAGGAUUUCACCACAGCUAAGAACUAUGCACUCAAGGCCAAAUCCCUUUGCCCGGGACUUGAAGGCAUCUCUCAAAUGCUCGCCACUUUCGAUGUCUACAUGGCAUCCGAGGCCAAAUGCAAUGGUGGCCAAGUUGACUACUACUCAGUCCUCGGCUUAAAACCCACAUCAGAUCGAGACGCCGUGAAAAAACAGUACCGCAAAUUGGCUGUCUUGCUCCACCCUGACAAGAACAAAACAGUUGGAGCAGAUGGUGCCUUCAAACUUGUCUCAGAAGCAUGGACCGUGUUAUCAGACACCCUCAAGAGAGCAUCGUGCGAUCUCAAAAAGAAGUGUGCCGCGAGCACAUCAGUGAAAAAUCAUUGUCUCGAUACUUUCUGGACAGUCUGCACCUCAUGCAGAGUUCAGUACGAGUACCUUCGUAAGUAUGUGAACAAGCGACUUUCUUGUAAGAACUGCAGGGGUACUUUCAUUGCUGUGGAGACAGGUACAGCUCCAGUUAAUGGGUCGUUUCCCUACAGUCCUUGGACUUAUGUUCCUAAUGCAAAUGGAUACCCAAAUUACGAUGGGGUUUCUUAUAUCCCUACCAUGACGAAUACUACAGUGUAUACUACUCAUGCAUAUGAUUAUGUCCCGAAUGUAUCGUUUCAAUGGGGAUCUUACUCUGGAACUUCUGGAGGUUUAUGUCCUAAUGAAGCUGCAUCUGGAGAUGGGUUUUAUAAGGUUAAUGGAAAUAUUGCUUCUCAUAGAAGGAAGGUUAAGCCUGGGUCGAACGACAAAACGAAAACUGCUCCUCCUCCUCCUCCUCCUCCUCCUGCUGCUGCUGCUGCAGCUACUAGUGUCGCUGCUAAUGCGAGCACCAGUGCACCAGGUAACAACUUUGUCGGGUAUCUUACCAAAGCCGGGAGGCCUGAUAAGAGAAGGAAGAUUGUAGUUGGAGCGAGUUUUAGAAAUGGGUUUGAAGAAAAAGAUCCCAAACUUCCAUCGGAAUUAGGGUUUGGUGAUGCACAUGUUAAGCUUGAAUCUGAACCUAAGGCUUCGACCCCGGUUGUUGUUCUGCCUCCUUUUGAUGUUAGGAAGUUUCUGAUUGAGAAGGCGAGGUGUGAAAUUGGAAUAAGGUUGGAAGAAAUGGAGCGAACUGAGGUCCUUAAAGCAGAGUCUGGAAUCUUCUCUGGACGUCUGAGCAACAGGCUACAUAGUAUAACAGUUCCUGAUCCCGACUUCCAUGAUUUUGAUAAGGAUAGAUUGGAGGAAUGUUUCGCACCAAAGCAGAUAUGGGCAUUGUACGACGAAGAUGAUGGUAUGCCUCGACUGUACUGCUUAAUCCGUGAGGUGGUCUCAGUCAAACCCUUCAAGAUUCUCAUCACUUACUUGAGCUCCAAGACAGAUGCAGAGUUUGGUUCGAUGAACUGGAUUAGUUAUGGGUUCACAAAAUCUUGUGGUCAUUUUAGAGCAUGGAAUUCUGAUACCAUUGAUAAAGUCAACGUCUUUUCUCAUCUGUUAAGAGGGCAGAAAGCUGGAAGGGGUGGAUGUGUGAGGAUCUUCCCGAAAUGCGGUGAGAUUUGGGCAGUUUAUCGACAUUGGUCAACCGAAUGGACCAGCUCAACGCCGGAUGAUGUGAGGCACAGUUAUGAGAUGGUGGAAGUGCUUGACAAUUACUCUGAGGAUCAAGGAGUCUGCAUUGCUCCAUUGAUCAAGCUACUUGGUUUCAAGACCGUUUAUCAAAGAGACGAGAGACAGGAUGCGAUAAAGUGGGUCCCAAGGCCCGAGAUGUUCAGGUUCUCUCACCAGGUCCCAUCUUGGUCUCUUGACGGAAAGGCAAGCAAUCUUCCUGACAACUGUUGGGAUCUGGAUCCUGCAGCAACUCCUGAUGAACUGCUUCAAGCAAAGGGUUAG
Molecule: messenger RNA, 1959 nt
Organism: Linum tenue
Lineage: Eukaryota; Viridiplantae; Streptophyta; Magnoliopsida; Malpighiales; Linaceae
Source: the annotation of a GenBank genome assembly